AUGUCACCCUCGAAUUCGACCGCCCGACUAACCGCAAUCUCGAAACAUCUUGAAUCGAAGGAAUCUAAGAUGUCGCAAGUUCAGUCCCCGCAACAAUUACCAUGGGAUCCCAAUUCCCUCAGGUUCCCUUCUCACGACGAACUUCCGAUAUUGUCUGAUGCUCCUCAGGGUGCGGCUUGGGUCUGGGGCAAGGAAGAUCAGCUUGGAAGACUGAAUCUAUUAACACCAGAACGCGUCAAGGUGGCUGCAGCGGAGAUCAAGACUGGGGAUAUGGUUCGACUGGACCUUCCUCUUAAUGUACCGAUGACGCCUGCAUUCGGUCGUGAAGUAUUCCAGCACAAAAUCAAAACAAACAUUCCGGAUAUGGGAUACGACGAUACGUAUACCAUGAAUACACAAAGCGGUACUCAGUGGGAUGGCUUCAGACAUUUUUGUCAUGUUCCCACCAAAACCUUCUAUAAUGGGGCGAAAAGCUCCGAUUUCGUGGGCGAAAAUCCCAACCUUCGCUGUAGCAUUCAUUACUGGGCAGACCACGGUAUUGCUGGUCGAGGCGUGCUCUUGGACUAUUAUCAUUACGCGCAUACCCACAAUAAGCCAUACCACCCAUACAAAGCACACGCGAUUUCUCUUGCCGAGCUCCAAGCCUGCGCCACCACUCAAGGUCUUGAUAUUCGACCCGAAUCGCAAGGUGGCGAUAUUCGACCAGGAGAUGUGCUAUUUGUACGCUCCGGCUUCGUACAGGAGUAUUAUAAACUCAACCCAGAUGAACGUCAUGCCGCAGCUACUCGCAAAAGUCCGGAAUUCGCAGGGCUUUCUCGUGAAAAGCCCGUCCAGGACUGGCUACAUGACUGCUAUUUUGCCGCGGGGGUUGGUGAUUCGCCAACUUUUGAGGUCUGGCCCCCACCAGGAUUUGGACCGGAUCAUAUAAGCUUACAUCAGAGUAUGCUGUCGCUUUGGGGUUGCCCAAUUGGUGAAAUGUGGGAUUUGGAGAAGUUGGCGGUUAAAUGCAGGGCGCUUGGUAAAUGGACCUUUUUUAUGACAAGUGCCCCUGCAAAUAUGCCUGGUGGUGUUGGGUCGCAUGCAAAUGCGACUGCUAUUCUGUAG
Molecule: messenger RNA, 1104 nt
Organism: Penicillium cosmopolitanum
Lineage: Eukaryota; Fungi; Ascomycota; Eurotiomycetes; Eurotiales; Aspergillaceae
Exons: 6
Coding region: 1-1104 (367 amino acids)
Molecular function (GO): arylformamidase activity
Source: RefSeq, a predicted model, not a curated record